Messenger RNA from Anneissia japonica, 592 nucleotides. RefSeq names its product tubulin polyglutamylase complex subunit 2-like. NCBI's taxonomy places the organism in Eukaryota, Metazoa, Echinodermata, Crinoidea, Comatulida, Comatulidae. Bases 16 to 534 code for a protein of 172 amino acids. The record is from RefSeq and is a predicted model, not a curated record. The transcript has 4 exons. Gene Ontology annotation, biological process: protein polyglutamylation.
UUUUAACAAUAAAUUAUGUGUAGUGUAUUUUUUUUUAUUCCAGCUUUGAGUCAUGGAAGAAAAUUGCCACAUUUUGAUAUUCGGAGUCGUGUGUUUGAGAUUGAUCCCUGUGAAGGCUACGGAAAAGUAUGCUUGGUGUACAACAAUGCAAAACAAGGAACACCAGCUGCAGAUUCAGAGAUCUGGUUUUUGGAUCGUUCUUUCCACUGGCAUUUCAUAGCUGAGAGUUUCAGCCAAUAUUUUAGACUGAUGAUCAUGAAUCUGGGCUUACCGCUGUGGCACUUUGCUCUAACUGAUAUUGGGCUACCAAAUCACGCUCAGCAAUGGUUUUAUAUGUAUGCACCUCUACAACUGGAUUUUGAUAGUCAGAUAGUGGAAAAUGACCAUGAGUCCAGAAAAUGUUCAAACAGCAAUAUGUUAGAAGAGUUCCAGAAUAAAAUAGAUGUCAACAAAGUGUUCAAAGGAAAAACUGAGAAAAAAUCAAAAGUAGCAGCAUCUGCAACGUCAUCUAGGAAAAAAACAUUGUCCAAGUAAGAAAUCUUCAUUUACAAAUUAGCAACAAGUUGUAAGUCAGAAGCAGUGGCGUAUCUCA